Molecule: messenger RNA, 623 nt
Organism: Dentiscutata erythropus
Lineage: Eukaryota; Fungi; Glomeromycota; Glomeromycetes; Diversisporales; Gigasporaceae
Source: the annotation of a GenBank genome assembly
UACAUAAGCUUACAAAAGAAGCAGUCGAACGUUAUCGUAUAAAUGAGAAUUAUAAACCAGAUCUUAUGAUUGCUAUAGGUGGUGGAGGAUUCAUACCCGCUCGAAUUCUGCGUACCUUCCUAAAACGUCAGAAUAAUAAGAAUAUCCCGAUCCAAGCAAUAGGCCUUUCGCUUUACGAAGAUCUUAACACAUCUGAUCCAUCAUCUGAUCCUGAUAUAAUUGGUACUCAAGUAAUAAAAACUCAAUGGCUUCAUUUCGGACCCUCCUACGCCAACACUUGUCCAUUACUCGGUAAAAACAUCCUCAUUGUAGACGAAGUGGAUGAUACUCGCACAACUCUUGCAUAUGCAGUUCAAGAACUUAUCAAAGACAUUGAAGAGGAAAAACGUAAAUUUAUAGAAACAAAUUCAGCGGGAACACCCGUUCCGGAAACGAAAUUGGCAGUAUUUGUGCUUCAUAAUAAGAAGAAGGAGAAACGAAUGGAACUACCUGAUCCUAGUAUAGUUAAGGAAGGCAGGUACUUUGCCGCAGAAGAAUCACCUGAUAAAUGGUUAGUUUAUCCUUGGGAAGCAAUUGAUAUUGACGAACAUACGACAAAAAGUUCAUUGCAAGAGAAUGAGUGA